UUUUAUUUGUCAACAAACAUCUUCGACAUGAAUGAAGAAAUCGACGAGAGUGAGUUUUACACGCAGGACUUCACCACCGCCUCCGAAUGGGAAAUAUUCAUCGCGCGCAUCGAAGAAGUGGUGAACCUGUGGAAGACCACCGUGGACGACAAGCCCGACGAGGUGGAUGACACCUGUAUAUGGAACGUAAAAUCGGAAAAAAUCACUUUCGCAGAUUUCGAUUUCACCUUUUUCCUCUAUCGUAAGAAGGAUUUGGAGGAGGACUCGUCGGAGGACAGCGGGAAAAAAGAACAAAAAAUCCCCAUAGACAACAACUUCGACUUCGCCUUCUACAACCAGAACGACGUGACGAACGAGUCGUGCAUUUCGACGUGGUACGGCCUGGACGAGUUCAUGGUACUGACGCCCACGAGGAACGUCGGCAUUAACUCGGAGAGUCGCAUUAAAAUACUGUUGAGUUCCGUUUACGUGGUGGCCAGCAACUUGAACACGGACGUGCCCAUUUUCGUGCAGAUCCGCGACAAGUGGCAGAAAUGUUUUCUGGGCGUUUACGAGGGCGACGGCGUGCGUACCAACUUCGAAAUGGUGCAUCUCAGAAGGGGACCGCCACACUGUCAGUAUCUUACUGGACUCCUGGAUUUGUUCAAGACCAAAAUCAUGUCGCCCUGUACGUUGGAUCCGAUCACCGUUUCGUUGCAACUCACUUUCGUGCUGACCGACUUCGGGAAUUUCGUCUGGAAGCAGGACAACAUCGAGUCCUUGGACAUGGACAACAUACACACAUUGCCUUUCGGCGUCACGGUUGAGCCAAUAAAAUCCAUCACAUUGAAGACUACUUGGAAACACGUACCGGACCAUUUGGUGGUCGACAGCGAAAGCUAUUCGGAUUUUGACCCGCACAGGGCACCGCUUUGGUCCUGUUUGGUGCAGAUGACUCAGGAACCGCUUUGCCUAUUGGCCGACUGCCUGACCGAGUUCUAUCAACUUCUAAGCAACCUAAAUAACGUUUAUGACGUACUGGGGGAUUACGCUUCGGCACCACAAAACGAUGCCAACAACCCUUUGGAUGUUUUAACUGAACCAGCAGUGCCCACCAUUUCUACAUUAUUAAAUCGUGCAGCCAGAUCCACCGUCAAUAAAAACCGCAAGGGUAUUCCCCCAAUUCCUGAGAGUGAAUUGGUGCCUUUACUGUACUUUUUGUUCCCUGACGCCGAUGAAUCUAAGACGUAUCCUUAUCAACUGGACGGUAAUGAUACGGAUAAAACCCCUCCAAAAUCGUCUUGCAUAAAUUUGAUGGAGGAAUGUAAGGGAUUCAAGACCUGCGUCACCGACUCGUUGGUCUGGAGGCUGUCGAUAGUUUUGUCACACGCUCUCCAGUCGUUGGGUGGCUUAAAGGCGUUCGCCCACAUUUGGUACGAGUUCGUGCAAGAAAUGAGAUACAGAUGGGAAAGGUGCAUGCCGAUUCCUGGAUUGGCUCCCGGAUAUCCGGACCUGAGGACGUGCUUGCUCAACCAGAAGUUGCAGAUGUUGAACUGCUGCAUCGACAGGAAGAUGUCGAGGGAGGCGCAACGUACGUCGAACGCCUUCGAGGACGCCGAGGACUCGUCGGCCGACGAGGAGUUCUACGAGUGCGACGAAGAGGUGGAAAACACCAAGAAGUACUCCCUGUGGAACCAACCGGUGGGACGGCUGGGCAAAUUCAGUGACCUGAAGCUGCUGAAAACCGGCGACCCUCUAUACAUUCCCCACACGCAAGAUCCGGUGAUGAAAACUGAAGACCAGUUGGAGGAGGACACCGAAAUACUUCUUCAGUUGGGAUCCAACGAGGAGGCAUCAGAAUUGAGGGCCAGGAUAAUGAGUGCUUCGCUGUUGUCCGACAUGGAGUCGUUCAAGGCCGCCAAUCCCGGUGCAAUACUCGAGGACUUCAUUAGGUGGUACUCCCCAAGAGACUGGAUAGAGGACGACAACGAGGUAGAUGAAUACGGACAAAAGAAAGGCCAGUUGAGUCCCAGGAUGUUGAUAGAGGAGAACAACAUCUGGGCGCAGAUGUGGAAGUCGGCGAAGCCGGUGCCGGCCCACAGACAGAAACGUCUGUUCGACGACACCCGAGAGGGCGAGAAGGUGCUGCAGUUCCUAGACUUCAGAAACUUCUCGCAGAUCUGCGAGCUCAUAAUACCAGUUUUGGCACACACUGUGAUCCACAAGGUAGUAGAUGAGUACGACGCAGUGGACGUCAACUUGGAGGUUGGCACUCAAAAGGUUACAAACCUUGUGAAACAGGCUGAAAGGAUUUCGAGGGACCACAAGUUUCAGCCUAGACGAUUCGACGCCUUCAUACAAGACGUUCAGUCGUUCGAACUGCUCAUAUCACAAAUUAGCUCGCUGCAGUACAAAUUUAACCCCGCAGGUGGCAUGGAGAGAAGCGUCAACGAUGCGGUGGGAAGUCUGGUGCUGGGGGAUGAAAUCGAACUGGAGGACAAGUCCAAUUCGAUCAUCGGAGGAAGACUGUUGUCGAUGUUUGGGGAAGCUCAAAAGCUAGCGAAUUUAGUAACGGAGAGCAAUGACAGGCAACCCUCGAAUUGUUUGCCUCCACCUUAUCAAAGAGAAUUUGUACUGAGGGUGUCGGCGGUUAAGCCCGCCUCGUACUCAGCGAAAAGUCCUCAGUUUUUGAGGGCUGUAUUGAAUAAAAAUGAGUUUAGAUUGGCCGGUGCAUUUACUGAAGAUACUGUGUUCUUUUAAAUUGUUAUAUUGUUCUCGUCUUUUUUAUAUAAGCUUAUAAACCCACACUAAUAUAUUAAUAAAUUAUUAUCCAAUUGUA
This is a messenger RNA of Aethina tumida (small hive beetle), 2818 nucleotides long. RefSeq names its product rab3 GTPase-activating protein catalytic subunit (gene Rab3GAP1). Gene Ontology annotation, molecular function: GTPase activator activity. Gene Ontology annotation, biological process: positive regulation of GTPase activity. Bases 28 to 2739 code for a protein of 903 amino acids. The record is from RefSeq and is a predicted model, not a curated record. The transcript has 3 exons. NCBI's taxonomy places the organism in Eukaryota, Metazoa, Arthropoda, Insecta, Coleoptera, Nitidulidae.